GCAACAUAAGUAGGCGGAGUCAGUAUGGUCCAAUAGAAAGCAGCAGCCAGAGACACGUUGAGUUUUCCUACAACUGUCAUGUCAGCCCCCAGUGUGUAGAGAACAGUAGAUGGCGUAGAGAUUUUGUCCACCUUUACUGGACUGAACCACACCAUGGUUGUUGUUGUUGACUCCCAGUCCUCCGACACAGGGACCAUUCUUCGUGUCAGAGGGCCGCUGGAGUUCAAAUGUCAGCUGGACAGCACAGAUGCACAACUCAUCCACAAAGUAAUCUCGAUAACAUUUGAGACGCUUCACUCUCAGGUGAAAUCUGAAUCCUGUGUUCUGACAGUAUGUAACAGUCCUGUUGUUAUUUGGCCGAACAGAGGUGUUCAUGCAACACCUGAAGAAGUAACUCCAGACACGCCGUGUGAAGACAUUCAUCAAUGGAUAGAGACAGAUGAACAAGAGAUCACUGGCAAGAGAGCUGCAAAAAAGAAAAGCAAAAAGACUUCAGCAGUGAGUGUCAUUAACCUUCGGCUGAUGAUGGAGAUGACAAAGACUGGCCCUCUUUCAGCCCCGAUCCUCAGCAAAACAGUCCGGAAAGGCCACUUCCUGUCUGCAACUCUUCCCAUGGACUGUGUCGUCCGCACCACUUGCAGUGACACAAUCAAAGUUGCCUUUGAGCGUCUGUCGGAGGCGCUGCAUCAUCAGUUGCAUGAGAUGGAGAAAGUGAUCCUGCAGCACAUGAAGGGGACCACGCUGCUGGUACCGGAACCACUCCACUUCCUCCUUCCAGAGCCAAACGGACUAGUGACCGCGGUUUACCCGACGGGAGUGCCUGACAGCCAACUAGAAACACAGCGUAAGGAAUUGCACCAACAGUUUGAGCUACCAAAUGACUGGCCCUAUUUUAGAAGAGCCAAUGCAUAUCACUUUCCCAAUGAGCCCUACAAAGAUGGUUACCUCCGAAACCCUCACCUGGUCCUCACACAUCCCACCCUGGACAAUGGAAAGGUGUACUUGGUCCGGGGGAUCUACAGCUACCACCACUACAUGCAGGACCACAUGGAUGACAAUGGCUGGGGCUGUGCUUAUCGCUCCCUUCAGACCAUCUGCUCCUGGUUUCAGCAGCAAGGCUACGUAGAGAGGCCUGUACCCUCUCACAGGGAGAUCCAGCAGGCUUUGGUGGAUGUUGGAGACAAACCGGCGUCCUUUGUUGGAUCACGCCAGUGGAUCGGCUCCAUCGAGGUCCAGGCUGUGCUCAACCAGCUGCUUGAGGUCACUUCCAAGAUCGUGUUUGUGAGUCAAGGUUCUGAGUUGGCCUCCAAAGGCAGAGAACUGGCCACCCACUUCCUUACUGAAGGGACUCCUAUCAUGAUUGGAGGUGGGGUUUUAGCUCACACUAUACUCGGUGUAGCGUGGAGUGAGACCACGGGGCAGAUCCGCUAUCUCAUCUUAGAUCCACAUUACACUGGAGCAGAGGACUUACAGGUUAUCACUGACAAGGGCUGGUGUGGCUGGAAAGGACCGGAUUUUUGGGAUCAAACUGCAUAUUAUAAUCUGUGUCUGCCUCAGAGGCCAAAGAUCAUCUGAGCUCUCACAGCGUGUCAGACGGACAUCAUAUGACAUUUGUAAAACAUCUGCAAAACCUGUUUGUUGUAUAGGAAUUCAUCCAGUGUUGCAAAUUUGAGUAAUUUCUGUAAUAAUCUUACAAUCCCUAAAUUGGAUUAGUGUAAAAUAUAAAUUAAACCAGAAUCCAAUGAUUUCCAAAUCCUGUUUGACGUCUUUUCAGUCGACAAGUCCGAGGUCUCUGUUGUCAUAUAUUGUGCUUCAUACUGUACCACACAUUUUUAUAAUGGGAGACCGGAUGCAUGUGUCACUGUUGUAACACAUGCAGAAUGUGAAAUAGGUGAUUGAUAGAUUUGCCGAUCAACAGAAAAUGAAAGUGCAACUGUUCUUACAGUCUACCAUUUGAUUUUGCCAUUUUCCAGUUUUCUUUUAAUAUGAUGAUUUGAUACUUUUCUUCGUCUUGUAAUAUGAUAGUAAAUUGAAUGUAUUUUGGCUUGAGACUGAAAUCACAAUGGACCUUUUUCCCUUUUAUUGACAUUUUAUCAACAAUUAAAUAAUUAAUUGCAUUGUCCGUUAAUUGCAGCCCUGUUACAGACCCCAAACAUCCACUGGACAAAUCUGAUUUUAGAAUAGAAUAGAAUAAUAGUAUUAUUAUUUUUGCUUUGUUUGUACAAUGUAUAAUUUUGCUGUAGACCCCAUGGGCAGACGGAAAGGACCCCCAGGGACCUCUUUUUCCUAUUCUGAGAACUACUUGUGUAGAGAAGAAACUGUUCCUGAAUGCAGCCUGGUAUGUGCUGAUCCAUCUUGACACAACCCAUUAUUGGAAAACAAUCACUCCUCCUAAUUGAGUUUUCACGACCAGUCAGUUGUCAGAGUCAAAUGGAUGCCUUUUUCUUCUCACGAGUAGGCGUUAUAAAAUCCAAAUUUUCCUAAAAAUCUUUAGAGCUUAGUCUAAACCCACUCUUUGUGAUUUCUCAUCCAUGGGCUGAUUGUGUAACUAUGGUACUGCAACAGAAAUAGCCCCAUUCAUUCUCCAUCUCUACCCAUCCUGCGCUGGCGUGUAAAUUCUAUGACAGUGACCAGACACAGGUUUAUAAUAUAGAUUCACCCUGGUCCUAUUGUCCCAGCACAUUGGCAUUUCAUUCGUGUGUGUGUCACUUCUAGGUCUAACAAUGUUAUUAAGAGAAACACCGUGACAAAUUGCAAUGUCAAGGGACGCGUCUUCAGAUAAUCCCUUUUCUUGUUAAUGGGUAUGCACUAAGGGGAGCAGUUACUUUGACACAAUAGAUCCCCAAGGAAAAACUACAUGACCUCCUGUUUAUUCCGCUCCCAGUUCUGAUUCUGGGAAGGUUUAAGCAGUUUAAACCUUUAGCUGAAAAACACUGGAAAACAAAAACAAACACACAGUUGUUUAGCUGAUUGACCAAAAUCACUCAUCAAUGCAUUAUAAUAAAACACAAGGGCUGAUAUGCACAUUCAAAGAUAAGAUACGUGUAAAAUUCUGAGGAUGGAUCAUUUGAGAAUUUAAGAAGAUUAAAUGGAAAAUAAUUAAGGUGAUAUUUUAACAUGACAAUGAAGCUCUUUCUUAUUUUUACAGUUUGUAUGAGUUGUUUUUAACUCAUUUCAGUGUGGGUCCUGUUCCGUUCUGCUAAUGUAACUUAGCUGACAAAUCUAAUAAUGAAACCAGACACUCUGAUA
Messenger RNA from Scatophagus argus, 3249 nucleotides. RefSeq names its product ufm1-specific peptidase 2 (gene ufsp2). Bases 154 to 1575 code for a protein of 473 amino acids. The transcript is spliced from 12 exons. Lineage: Eukaryota; Metazoa; Chordata; Actinopteri; Scatophagidae. The record is from RefSeq and is a predicted model, not a curated record.